AAUGGAUUGAAAUGUCACAUCGGUCACUGGGGAGUCUGAGAAAAACAGCAUGAACAAGUUUCAGGGGAGAACUUUUGAGGACCAGCAAGGAACAAGUCGUGCCAGUAUGAAAAGAGGGCUUUCGGUGGCCAAAUGAUGCGCAGGAUGCCCUGACGUCAAUUUUGAAGACACUUCAGAUCAAGAUCGAUCUUCACUCGUUACUGAAUUCAACCGUUUAAUGAACACAGGUGUCCUGGAGGAAUUCGCUUGUCAAAUACAGCUCUCCUGGGCGAUCAAGAUCAAGAAGAGGCUGAAGCCCGUGACUCCGUUUCUGGGGAAAUUUCGGCCCGUGGUGGGGCAGUGCUGCCACCAGUGCACCCCCAAGAGCCUGGGCUGGAAGCUGCUGAAGACCUCUCCCUCUCUGGGCUUCCAGAACCUUCUGGCCGUCAACGAGACGCACACCAGGUACCGGGGGUGGCUGGUCCGGAGAGUGUGCUGCGUUCUGUUCGUGGGGGGGUGCCGGGUGUACCCCAGCCCCGCUUCCGGCCGAGCGGACCGAGUCUGGGCCAGCAGGAGGGUGCAGAACGCGCUAACCCUUUCGGACGGCGUGUCUGAGCAGAACGGCCGGCAGCUCCUCAGGCUGACCACCAGGGGGCGGGCUGCGCACAUCCUCCCCAUCGUCGACACCUGCAUCUCACCGCUGCUCCUCCGGGUGACCAGUUGGUUGUUGCUGAAGCUUCUCAGUUCUGUGUUCUGCAGUGUGCAGGUCAAUCUCUCCCAGCUGACCGCCCUUCACAAAGCCUCAGAGAUGGAGGCCCCCCUGGUGUUUGUGUCCGUGCCGCAGUGUGGUCUGGACUACGCGCUGGUCCCUCUGGCGCUCCUGUGUCACAACCUGAGGGUCCCCUACACAGUCUGCCCCCUGUGGAUGGCUAACACCUGGCUGAGGUCUGUCCUUCGGAGACUCGGUGUGAUACUGCUCCCCGCUCCUUCAGCCGCAGAGCAGGACGCUGAGAGGGACAGCCUCCACGGACCCGUCAUGACCUCUUUGGUGGGCGAGCUCUUGCGGGACGGGCAGAGCGUGAGCGUUACUCUCUCUCCCGGAAGCGGGCGAGGCGGGCAGUGGCUGGCGCGCGUUUGGGAGGCGGUGCGGGACGGCGCGGUGCCGGACGUCAGCCUGGUCCCCGUGAGCGUCGCGUACGACCGCCCCCCCGACCCAGGCGCCCCCGGACAGGGGAGUGUCCUGUCCUUGCUGAGGUACGUGGUGUCGAUGCUGAGGGGCGGGCAGAGAGGAAGCAUAAGGAUCCAUUUUGCGCAGGCCUUCUCUCUAAAGGAGAUGUUUGAGACAGGGAGGUGUCGUGUGGACGGAGGGCGCCCCCUGCAGGAACUGCUGCUCCCUGCAAUAUUCAAAAACAGGUCUGCUGCCGUAUUUGGGCAGAAGUCUGUGUCCUGGGUCCUGCCCCCCUCCUGCUGCCCCGACCUGCCCCUAGCAGAGAGGCAGUUCUGCAUCGCCCUCAUUGAGCACCUGCUGCACUCCGCUGCUUCCUGCACAGCCGUGAUGUCCACCGGCCUGGUUUCCGGCCUCCUGUUGCACAAGCAUCGCAGGGGGGUGCGCCUGUCGCAGCUCUGCCGGGACGCCUCUUGGCUCCUGGAGGAGGUCCUGUUCCGGAACCGGGACGUGGGUUUCGGGGGGUCCCUGUGGGCGGUGGUGUACCACGCCCUGUCCCUGCUGCGGCCCAGCCUGGCCAUGGCGCGGCUGCCCCCCGGGGGGGACCCCGUCCUGGCCCCCCGCCUCUCUCCCGCGGCCGUGCUCCGCUUGGCCCGCCACUGCGACGUCCUCACCCACGUCUUCAUCCUGGAGGCCGUCGGAGCAUGUGCCGUGUCAGCCAUGCUGAGUGAGGUGGCCCGCUGUGGAGGAGGAGGAGGGGGAGCAGGAGCAGGAGGAGGUGGAGGAGGAGGAGGUGGGGGAGAGAUGGAGUUUGAUGUGGCUCUGGGCCAGGAGGAGCUGACUGAGAAAGCUCUGCAGCUCUGCUACUUACUCCCCUUAGGACACCGUGCUCCAUGUCAGUCUCCUCUCAGCUUUGCUUUGGAUGCGGUGGACAGUCUGGUGCGCUGUGGUAUUCUGGUUAUGGAAGAGCUGCCCAGGGACCGCCCUGUGUGUGACUUUCUGAGGAAACAAGGCACUCUCACGUGGAGCACGAUGGAUGACCAGGACCACAGCGACUCCGACUGCGAGGACCAGGAAACGCGCUGCUACAAGCUCAGCCAGCCCAGCCAGUGCCCGGACCUGCUCUUCUUCCUGUGCAGUCUGCUCAGCGUCCAGCUGAGGGCGCUCUCCUGGGCCAUCGACGCUCUGCCGAGCAUCCACACCCCUCUUCCAGAGCCUGAGUGUGUGGCAGAGCUGCACGCCCGCCUGUGUGACAGAGCCAGACAGGACGGACGACGUUUCGAGAGCUCGGCGGCAGCCGUGGCGAGGGAGGCCGUCCGCACGCUGACCGAUCUGGGGGCGCUGGAGGAGGUGGUGGAGAUCGACGGCGUAUACCUUGGGAUCGGUCCCCUCUUCCAGCAGGCCGAGAGCAGGGAGAAGCUGCACAAGUUCAUCUGCCAGUUCCUCUGCACUUAGCCUGUCGCCAACGCCAUCUAGCUUCCCCGUGUAAUUAGGCUAAUCCGCUGCGUAAAAAGGACAUGUUCCCGAGCUUAAAAUACACAAGCGCUGCCGCCCUUCUGUUUUAACUUGCGCAGCCCGUGUUUAAUAAUAGUGUGAUGACUCAGUGCCCAGUCUUUCCCCAGGAGCUGGGGCCAGUUUGCGCGUUAUGGGGUGCCAGCUGUGUUGGCGUACGAAGUGUUAAGCAG
Anguilla anguilla (European eel) is the source of this 2829-nucleotide messenger RNA. RefSeq names its product glycerol-3-phosphate acyltransferase 2, mitochondrial (gene gpat2). The transcript has 23 exons. The record is from RefSeq and is a predicted model, not a curated record. Bases 218 to 2599 code for a protein of 793 amino acids. NCBI's taxonomy places the organism in Eukaryota, Metazoa, Chordata, Actinopteri, Anguilliformes, Anguillidae. Gene Ontology annotation, cellular component: mitochondrial membrane.